UUACUACACAGUGCGCUCAGUGUUAUUUUUGUUCACAAUUGCGUAUCUCGGGUCUUCUCAUAUCAAUACAUGACAAGAUAAUGGACGAUAGAUUAUCAUUGGACGUUCUGUGUACCAUGAAAUUGCUGGUGUUUCUGGUGUCCCUGGUGACGCUGAGUGUGACGGUAGCAGCGGUGGCGGUGGAAGGGCAAGGGCAUGUUCCCGAAGCGCAGAGUCGCGGCCGCGUGCUCCUCGUGUUCCCUGUUCCCGGCAAAAGUCAUAGUAUUCUGGGAAAUUCAAUAGCCGACAUCUUGAUAGAUGAUGGCUAUGAGGUGACGUACGUGACGCCGUUUCCCAGUCAGUCCAACCGCACCGGCCUCACUGUGGCCGACAUCAGCUCUAUACUGGUAGCCGACCGGGAUGCCAACCAUUUGGACAUUGCAAAUCUGUUCGAAAAUCCGAAACCCAGCCAUUGGGUUCUGACAAUGGGUCACAUGUUCGCGAAGCAGGCUCUUCACCACGCCGCACUGCAGGAGCUGCUCAACGACGAUAAAGUAACCUUCGACCUCGUCAUCGCUGACUGGUUCUACUCGGGACUUCUCGCACCGCUAGCGGCAGUGUUCGACUGCCCGUUGGUGUGGUACUCGAGCGGGGACGUGUCGUGGCAAUCGCUGCGCUACGUGCACGAGGCCAGCAGUGCGGCGUUGGCCGUUGAUCCGCAAGAAAGGCGCGCGCCCGCCGCGCCCCUGAAUACCGGGGACAAGCUGCGUCAACUGCUCCUGCAGCUCUACCUUACCGGGUGGACGCACUACUAUACAAGCCACAUAGACGCGGUGGUGUACCGCGAGGUGUACAGCGCACCGCUGCUGCUGCGCGGCCGCCGCCCGCCACCGUACGAACCGCUAGUCUACAAUGGCUCGCUGCUGCUGGUCAACUGCCAUCCCCCGCUCGGACACAAUCUGCCGCUGCCCGGGAACGUGCAGUACGUCGGCGGACACCACCUCAGCACCGCGCCGAAACCUUUGCCAAGUGACUUGCAACGUCUACUAGACGAUUCUACGCAUGGGGUGGUGUACUUCAACUUGGGCUCUAACGUGAGGAGCAGAGACUUGCCGGAAGCGAUGACGCGCAGCCUGCUGGCGGUGCUAGGCCAGCUGCGGCAGACCGUGCUGUGGAAGUUUGAGGAGCGGCUGGAUCAUUUGCCCGCCAACGUGCACCUGUUGGACUGGGCACCGCAGGAGAGCAUCUUAGCGCACCCAAACGUAUUGGUGUUCAUUUCGCACGCGGGGCUGCUGUCGGUGAUGGAAGCGACGCAGCAUGGCGUGCCGCUGCUCGGUCUGCCCAUCUUUGGCGACCAGUUCGUCAACAUCGACAAGGUCGUGCAGCGAGGCUGCGGUCUCAGAGUUGACUUCUCCGACGACUUCCCGGCGAGGCUGCAGGAAGCGCUACGUGAAAUACUUGAUAAUUCUAGGUACAGAGAGAACGCUAAGCAGGCGUCGCGGGUGUUCCGUGAGCGGCUAGCAGGACCGCGCGAAGCGCUGGCGCACUGGGCGCGGCUGGUGGCGAGCACGCGCGGUGCGCCGCAUCUGCAGUCGCCCGCGCGCCACAUGUCCACUUUCGUGUGGUUACACCUCGAUAUCCUUCUCGUUUUCGGUACCAUUGGAUGGUUCUUGUCAAAAGUCGUCAAAGUCAUCAGAGUUCAUUUAAAAGAUUCACAACCAAUGGACAAUUCGAUAAAAAAGAAUGACUGA
This is a messenger RNA of Papilio machaon (common yellow swallowtail), 1730 nucleotides long. RefSeq names its product UDP-glucosyltransferase 2 (gene UGT48C1). The record is from RefSeq and is a predicted model, not a curated record. The coding region runs from base 81 to 1730 and encodes 549 amino acids. Gene Ontology annotation, molecular function: UDP-glycosyltransferase activity. The transcript has 8 exons. NCBI's taxonomy places the organism in Eukaryota, Metazoa, Arthropoda, Insecta, Lepidoptera, Papilionidae.